Molecule: messenger RNA, 720 nt
Organism: Alternaria burnsii
Lineage: Eukaryota; Fungi; Ascomycota; Dothideomycetes; Pleosporales; Pleosporaceae
Exons: 4
Coding region: 1-720 (239 amino acids)
Biological process (GO): mRNA splicing, via spliceosome
Cellular component (GO): cytoplasm; nucleoplasm; ASAP complex
Molecular function (GO): RNA binding
Source: RefSeq, a predicted model, not a curated record
AUGGACGAAGAAGCUACACACCGGACAGCAGGUCGCGUUCAAGAGGAAGGAGCUAUACCCGUAGUCCAACACCAAGAGAUGGGUCGCCAGCACCUAGAAGCGCAAAGCACCUUGCUCAUCCUCCAGCAGAUCGUAGUAGAAGCCUUGACCAGGAAUGUCAAAGAGGAUCAUGUGCGCGAAAUAUUUGGCAAGUACGGUACUAUCAAAGAACUCAGGAUGCCCAUGAAUCCGACUUUCAACAUCAAUCGCGGAAUAGCCUAUAUCCUCUACGAAGAGAUCGACGACGCCGAACGUGCGAUCGCGAAGAUGCACGACGCACAAUUAGACGGAGCGAAAAUUCAAGUUUCGAUUGUCCUUCCUCGACGUCGCUUCUCACAGACGCCUCCGCCGGCGCGUAGGGGCCCACCACCGCGCGACGACUACGAUGGUGGUUACGGACGCGGUGGAAGAGCGCUCAGAGGUGGAGGGCCGCCUGGCGCAUACAGACCACCACCUAUGGACGGACCAUCGCGUUACCGCUCCCCACCGCGCCGAAUGUCGCCUGAUCGAGGACACUGGGGCAGAGGAAGAGGUGGAGGCGGCCGUGGUGGACGAGGGGGUUAUUCGGUCUCCAUCCAGAACACCACCAAGACGAAGCGGGGGAGGAGGCUACGGCAGGCGGGACAGUCUGCCAAGGAGAGGAGGCCGUGGAGGCGGAGGAAGGAGAAGUCCCAGUUAUAG